Molecule: messenger RNA, 1554 nt
Organism: Strongylocentrotus purpuratus (purple sea urchin)
Lineage: Eukaryota; Metazoa; Echinodermata; Echinoidea; Camarodonta; Strongylocentrotidae
Product: CUB and sushi domain-containing protein 3-like
Exons: 9
Coding region: 1-1554 (517 amino acids)
Source: RefSeq, a predicted model, not a curated record
AUGAGCCUAACACUUGGCGUUAUAAAUGUUUGUUGUACCAACUAUCAUCUUUAUUUGAUUUUCUGUACAGCUCCGGAGAAUUGCAGUGCCCCUUACGUUUCACGAUAUGCAACCAUUCAAAACCUGCAACUGAAUUAUGACUACGGUGCCAGUAUUACUGUUACAUGUGACAGCAGCACUGCUCAGUUUAACCUUCGGUGUGACACGAAAGGUCGAUGGCGUGGCCAGGAAGUUUCUUGUCCCGUACCUAUCCCAGCCCCUACACGGUGCACUAGUCCAUACAUCCCAAAGUAUGCAUCAGCUGAAAACAUACGUUUGGCCUACAUCAUCGGUGAGAGUGUAACAAUCACCUGUGACAGCAAUACAGACAGGUCGUUUACCCUUCAGUGCGACUCAGAUGGGUUUUGGACGGGUAGCGUUUCUACUUGCUCACCGCCGAUAGAAGUUCCGGAGAAAUGCAGUGCCCCUUACGUUUCAAGAUAUGCAACCAUUCAAAACCUGCAACUGAAUUAUGACUAUGAUGACAGCAUUACCGUGACAUGUGACAGCAGCACUGCUCAGUUUACUCUUCGGUGUCGCACGAAAGGUCAAUGGACAGGCCAAGUGGUGUCCUGUCCUAGACCUCCGCAAUCUCCAUCUCAAUGCAGUGCUCCUGUUAUUCCAAGACAUUCUACCAUUGCAUUCUACCGAAUAACCUACAACCCAGGUGAUGACGUGAUUGUAACUUGUGAUGCAAGCAACGAUCGUUUUACCCUCCAUUGUAACAACAGUGGAAUUUGGAGUGGACCGGAAAUGUCUUGCCAAGAACCAGCCAAACCUCCAACACUGUGCAGUGCACCUUAUAUUCCGAGAUAUUCUUCGAUUGAAAGUCAUCAUUUGAACUACAAUUACGAUGACACAGUGACAGUGACAUGUGACACGAACAAUGAUCAAUUUACCAUGCGGUGUCAGGCAAGUGGAUUAUGGGAUGGCCCUGAUAUAUCCUGUGCAGCACCUACAUUGCCGGUAAUACCAGCUCCAUUUCCUCCAUCACAUGCCUCAUGCAGUGCACCAGCAGUGCCUAUUGACUCAACCAUUCAGAAUCUUCGUCUCUCAUACAAAGACGGUGACAGGAUGAACGUGACAUGUAACGUGGGUUCUGAUUGGUUCGACGUAUCAUGUGACGAUGGAAUAUGGAUAGGCCAAAACAUAGUUUGCCCUGACCCUCCCAAAGAAUGCAAUCCACCAAUCAUCCCCGUCGUUUCAUUCAUGGAAAAUGUUAAGCCUCGGUACAAGAUUGGUGACCAAGUCAACAUCACAUGUAACGACGACUCUGAUUGGUUCGCUUGGGAAUGUCACACAGAUGGCUUGUGGCGAGGGAAUUCCGUCCAGUGCUCAACUGAUUGUCCUCCGCCCGGAGGAGGAAAACCUACAUUUCCAGAGCGCAUUGCAUAUUCUAUGAGUGAGCAAAGGGGAAGGGAUUACUUUAUCACCGGUCUUCUGGUUACAGCUGUCAUCUUAUUCAUCCUUGUUCUCAUGUGUAUGGCUGCGUUUGUUAUCUUCACGAGAAAGUAA